Eleginops maclovinus (Patagonian blennie) is the source of this 3539-nucleotide messenger RNA. RefSeq names its product forkhead box protein O3-like. Gene Ontology annotation, cellular component: nucleus. Gene Ontology annotation, biological process: regulation of transcription by RNA polymerase II. The record is from RefSeq and is a predicted model, not a curated record. NCBI's taxonomy places the organism in Eukaryota, Metazoa, Chordata, Actinopteri, Perciformes, Eleginopidae. Bases 748 to 2952 code for a protein of 734 amino acids. The transcript has 2 exons. Gene Ontology annotation, molecular function: RNA polymerase II cis-regulatory region sequence-specific DNA binding; DNA-binding transcription factor activity, RNA polymerase II-specific.
GAGGAGGUGUGAUAAAGGACUCUUUUAUCAACCUGACAAGUGGAUACGAAAUUUGAUCGCUGGACUAUAUUUUUCUUUAUAUUUUCAGACUGGGGAUUUAUCGAUUCGUCACAUGCGCACGCCUCUUCAUUAUAAUUGCAGACAGUUGGGUGCUGUUCAGGCUGAAUGGACUUGAAUGUGUAGCUGCCAGCCUAAUCCGUGCAGACUGGAAGAUUUAAUAAUUCACGGUAAUCACGCAUUAUCGCCUCAGUGGAUGCACUCAACACAGCUCUGGUGAUUUCUCCCUCUCUUUCCCCAUUCUUCCUGUUGUGUCGUGGAGGAUUUAUCGACGACUGCUCGGCAAAUAUAACGCUUAUCUGAAAUAUCAUCUGUUGCUGCAACUGGAUUGAAAAACCCCCAUGACUGGCUCUGACACGCGUUUCAGAUAGACUGCCUUGGGAUGGACUGUUAAAUAAGAAGCAUUUUAUUCCCCGUUUUUUACUUCAGGUAAAAUGGACGAGAAAUUAUUAUUACUUUUAUUACUUCUCUUAUCUCUACACGCGAGGCAGUGAUUCUGCUUGUAUUCAUCAUGAUCCUUUUACUCCGUUGGAUUGCCUCUUAUUGAUUCAGAGUGUAAACUCAAUACAUUACAAGACGAAUUUCAACGUGAAGUGAAAGCCUGCUGAGGACAGUUGGAUACGGGGGUCGCGGAGGUAUUUCCCUCCCUUGUUCUUUAUUUGAUUUAUUCCAUUUUAAACUGAAGGGUAAAUGUUGAUGAUGGAGGACGACGAAUUGGACGCUCAUCAGGUUGAUUCGGAUUUCGAGCCGCAAAGCCGGCCUCGCUCGUGCACCUGGCCGCUGCCUUGCCCGGAGGACUUCCCCGGAGGCAACGAGGUCAGCGGGGGUCUUCCACUGGUCAACAUCAAGGUAGAACAAGAAGACGUCCCGGCUUGCAUAGCGGGGCUCGUAGGCGGAACGCCGGGAGAGCUAAAGCAUCCAGCCGGUGCCCCAGCACCCACAGGCGCGACGCACCCAUGCCUGGUUGGCGCGGCGCUGGAUGUGACCGGACCGCUGCGCAAAGCCAAAUCCUCGCGGCGGAACGCGUGGGGGAACCAGUCCUACGCUGAUCUCAUUACCCGCGCCAUUGAGAGCACCCCAGAAAAGAGACUAACGCUGUCACAGAUAUACGACUGGAUGGUCCGUUAUGUGCCCUAUUUCAAGGAUAAGGGCGACAGCAAUAGCUCAGCUGGCUGGAAGAACUCCAUCCGUCACAACCUAUCCCUCCACACACGUUUUAUCAGGGUACAGAAUGAGGGAACAGGGAAGAGUUCUUGGUGGAUGCUGAACCCGGAUGGAGGGAAGAUGGGCAAGUCUCCCCGCCGGCGAGCAGUCUCCAUGGACAACAGCACCAAAUACCUAAAGAGCAAAGGCCGCGUCCGAGGCAAAAGGGUUGGCCGUCCUGGGAUAGGAGCGGGGUCUGUUGUCGUUGGGCUUCAGGGCUCCCCCGACCAUGGCAGCCCACCCCGGAAAGGCCUCCCAGCAACUGGGGGUUCAUGUGGGACAGACGGAGAGUUUGAUGCUUGGACGGACCUCCAUUCCAGGGCUAGUUCUUCAGCAUCCACACUGAGCGGCCGUCUGUCACCCAUCCUCGCAGAAGGAGAGCCAGAGGAACCAGAGGAGAGCGGCCUGUCCUGUUCCACCUCCCCCCAUCUCUAUCCCUCACCGACCAGUGCCCACUCUCCGUCCAGGGGGGCAGGAAAUCUCUGUCCUCCACUCGAGCAGCUGCCCCAGCUAGCUAACUUGACAGGUGCCAUCCGCCUGGAUGAGCAACUGAUGGAGGAUAGUUACCAUCAUCAUCACCCAUCGCAACAUCAGCAGCAUUCAGCUGUUGGCAGGCAUAAGCACCAAACCCCCGUCUACCACUACAGCUCGGGAGUGAAGGGUCAGAGCCCCUAUGGUGCAGGCGUCUAUGGUGCAACAGGCAUGGGGAUGCUACGCCACCACUCACCCAUGCAGACCAUUCAGGAGAACAAGCCGGCAAGUUUCUCUGGAACCAUGCGGGCUUACUCCAGCACCAACGCCCUGCAGAGUCUGCUAACAGGAGUUCCAGCAAGGCAGCAGUACUGUUCCAAGGACAUGAUGCUGGGACAGGAGAGGGAAAGCCAUCCUAUGAUGGGUCAAACGAGUAAUGGAGUAGGCUCCAACCAUCACAGCCACCACCCUGGCCCCCACAAUGGCCACAGCCACAAUGGACCUCAUAAUCACAGCUCUGCUCAUAGCCAUAACAGAACUCACAGCCAUACGAGUAGUCAUAACCACAACAAUGUCACUAACCACAACCACAACUCACCUCACAGCCUCGCUCACAACGGUCACAACCUCAACCAGAGCCAUAACCACACACCGCCCCGGGCUGUGGCCCUCACCCCCCGCGGAAACAGCAAUCAGCUGCAGACCUACAACCACAAAGCCCCCUACCUGUACAGCCCCCCUUCACAUGCCCACCUCCCGGCCACGACCACCCUCCCCCCAAACCCAGCAGGUAUGCUCGGCAUGCCCCAGGACUCCUGCCACUUGGCCACCGCCCCACACCCCCGUCACAACCAUUACCCAGACCCACAACACCAAGGCAUGACUAACGGACCAUACCAUCAUGGCCAGGGGAUUGGUAACGGUUGUGUUGGUAGCAACUACCAUGGCUAUCACCAACCUCUCCCCCACGAGAGACUACCAGCGGACCUGGACAUUGACAUGUUCCACGGUAGCUUGGACUGCGACGUGGAGUCCAUCCUCCUCCAUGACAUUAUGGACUCUGCGGAGGAGAUGGACUUUAACUUUGACUGCUCCCUUGCCCAGGGGGUGGGCAUCGGCAUGGGUAUGGGCAUGGGUGUGACCAUGGGCAUGGGGAUGGGGAUGAGCGGUCUGACUGGUCCACAACAAGCCCACAGCAACCAGAGCUGGGUGCCUGGCUGAAGUCUAUGACAACACAUCCUUAACCCUUAAUGAACUACCCUACCCAUAAAGCACUGUGCUCAACUGUGACAUUCCUGACUUGACACAGAGACUAUAGGACCAACACUUUCCCCCCUUUGUUGUCUUGACAAUUAUUCUGUCACCCUACCCUCUUUUGAUUUCCCUUCUCCCCCCUUCAGAGAACUAGUUCAUGUCACGUUAGUUUUUUCUUCAGCUAUACUGUGAUGACAAUCUCUCAGCUGUGCUUGCCCGACAUCGCUUCUCAUCUACCAUGAGAACUGAACUCUCAAUGCACUUUAUUGCAAGUGGGUCACAUCUCCCAGUGCAACGCGUUCUCAGAGCAGUGCAGGCAGAGCUUGACAUGUUUUGUAAGGUGGCUGCAGCAUUUGACGGCAACAAAUGAGGAAAUCACAAGCUCUGUUUAUAAAGUGACACGUCUUGGCAUUGAAUUAAAAUUGAACUCCUCUUCUCAUACUCUUUCAUUUGCAGAGGUGGUGACGACAAUCUUUUUUUUUGUGUGUCUUUUAGAUUCAUAUUUGCAAAACUGUAUACGUUUCCUCUUCUUUAUUUGAAUCAGAAUUCCUUUA